GCUGCUGUUACUACUGCUGUUGCUGUUGUUAUUGCUGCUGCUGUUGUUGCUGUUGCUGCUGUUAUUGCUGUUGCUGCUGCUGUUGUUGCUGCUGCUGCUGAACAGUCUUCAGCGAUGGCCACGGUUAUCCCCAAGCUCGAGCAGCUGUCUUCACGGGUGUUCCGGGUGCUGGGCUGUAACCCGGGGCCCAUGACUCUGCAGGGGACCAACACGUACCUGGUGGGCACGGGCAGCAGACGAGUGCUGAUCGACACGGGGGAGCCCAAUAUUCCCGAGUACGUGGCGAACCUGCAGACGGCGCUGGCACAGCUGGGCAGCAGCGUGCAAGAGAUCAUCCUCACGCACUGGCACCACGACCACGUUGGGGGCAUCUCCGAUGUCUGCCGUGCCCUCGCCAUCGGUACCGGUGUGCGGCUGUCGAAACUACCGCGAGUGCCGCCACGGCGCGAGGAGGUGUUGGACGGCGAGGGUUUGGAGUACACGUUCCUGCGCGAUGGCGACGUCGUCACCACCGAGGGGGCCACGCUCCGGGUGGUGUACACGCCGGGACACACGGACGACCACAUGGUGCUGCUGCUGGAGGAGGAGGGCUCGGUCUUCUCGGGCGACUGCAUCCUGGGCGAGGGCACGGCCGUGUUCGAGGACCUCUACACGUACAUGCGCUCGCUCGACCUGCUGCUCAAUCUCAAGCCCAAGCUCAUAUACCCCGGCCACGGGCCGGUGGUGCAGGAUGCGCAGGAGAAAAUCCGCGGCUACGUGUCACACCGGCAGGCACGCGAGCGGGCGGUGAUGUCCAUCGUCAGCGCCCACGCCGGGAAAGAGCUCUCGCUGGAGGAGCUUGUGCGCCUCGUGUACACGGACACUCCUGAACACUUGUAUAAGGCAGCAUCCUGGAAUUUGCACCAGCACCUCAAGAAGUUGGAGAAGGAGGGCGCAAUUGUCAGAGUGGGAGAAGGAGAGGAGGGAAAGUGGAAGAGCAAGCUGUGAGCGACACCGCGCAGCAGUGCACUGUGCCUUACUGGCCACCCGAUGGUGUGCUUCAGUACUUGACAUCAGGGUCUGAAGUUGCCAGUUGCCACACCUCCACCAGCUUAUGGUCGGUUGUGUCUACAGGGCACGUGGGUUGCCUUCACGGAGUUUAGCUGAGUGGGCCCAGGUUGGUUCAGGAGGCUCAUAAUUGCUGUCAGCACACAGACCCAGCAAUGCUGAGAAUUAUUGGUUAAAAUUUUGGUGGAAGCCAUCCCAGAUCAAACCACGAUUUCAAGUGUAAUGCGUUUCAUGGUAUCAGCCAGACCACCUAUUAUUGUAGGAAGAUUAAAAAAGGACUAUUAAUUUUGUUUAUCACAGCUCUGACAGUUGAAGUUUCUAGGUAUAUGGAGUGAGUAAUGUGCAGUAAACAGUUUUUUUACAAACGCGAACGAGUGCCAUGUUGUAUUGGGAAUGAAAGAGUUAUUGGCGUCAUUUCAGGAAGUGCUUCUGUGGUGUCAUGUCUAGGGGCUGUUUCCUGACUUGAUGGAUUGCUCUGCUCGUUGUGUUUCAAAAGAACAUUUCUUCACCUCAUUGCAUAAUUAAAGCAGCAUAAUUGGUGUAACUUUGCUUAUAUAACCCCAAAAUAUAGAGUAAAAAAACAAGGAUUUUUUUUUUUUACUUAAGACUUCUAACACUGUUUCAGCGAACGAAUCGUUAUGAAUGAUAUAUGAGAGUCUGUUAAUGUGAUAGAUUGCGUUCGAAAUAUAAGACAGGAUUCGAGAAAUGCGGACUCUACAUUUCUCUGGCAAAACAAAUGCAUUUUUGGCAUCUGUGUGUGCGUUAUACUGUUGAAUGUACCGGUGAACUGAUUGAAAGAUUUUGAAUCGCGGUGGGUAAUCUUGGCUCGGUGAGAUGAGUAGAGCCAGUGGUGCGUGAUUCUUACGAUUUCACACAGUUAUGUGUGCCUAUAUUAUGGAUAAGUUGAUGUUGUGUUGAACUUGCUUUUAUGGUCUUUAAAUAAUAAUGCAAAUUCUGAAUAACUUUACUAAGACUGAGAAUUCUGUUUUAUUUGAGAAUGUGGUUCUGCUGAAGGCAUCGAUAUUUUACAAAAUCACUUCAAUCAAUGUUGUGCACUUGCGUGUGUAUGUGUGGGUGCAUGUGUGCAUAUGCAAGCAUGAGCAGAUAACCAUCAUCUGGAAAAGAUUUGUACUUUCCAGAGGUGACAUGCUUUUGUGUCAGAUUUUACAAGUCCAUAUCUAUAUAUUGUUCAAAUUAUAAUUUAUUUAAUGUAUUUUUGGGCAGUAAUGUGGGCAGGUUGGAUUGUGUUUCAGGAUUGGUACACAGGUUCACGGUUCGAAUCCAGUGGCCGCCCUGGGUAAUACUGCAGAUGUAAUAACCAUACAAAUACGCGGUCUGCUUUAGAGUGGAUGUUAAAGAUUCUGUGAUGUCAUUCGCAAGAGUCGGCCAUUGUGUGCCGUUAUCUUUGUCCACAUUUGUAAAAUCAUCCGCAAACUACUCAAUUAGGUUUGUGGCAUGAACCUGUGACUUCACUCAUGAAUGGUGACAUAACUAAGAAUGAUAAUGGUGCUUAAUCCUCUUUCCUGUAAUGUCAAUACCGAGUUUUGACCCCUCCAAUUACAUCCCUCAAUUGAGUAAAAUCUUGAGGUAUAGGCAAUUCCAAGUCAUCUUGAUCCUGAAAUUUCUAGGCAUUGCCAUGGUAUUGGUAUUGCUGUUGUAAAGAUUACACGAAGAGCACUUCAUAUACAUGAACUCGAGUUGCCAUCAAUCCAGGUAUAAUGAGUAUUUGGUACAUUACCAGGGUCACUGAUUGUCACAUAAACACGCACUAUCAAUAAGAACCUGACACCCCACCAAUUUAUGUGAGAUGUAAAAUGUACAGAAAUUUGAAAUCAAGAGCACAGGCGAUAUAAGUUGGGCACUACAUUAUACAGUAAUUUAGUUUGUUAGUUUGAUUGAAUGGCUUCUUAACCUCAUUUUAAUAGUUUUGAAAACCACAUUGCCCUGUACUUUUAGCCACAAUUUCCCUGCACAUUAUUUAAAUUCUACAUUGCUUUUAAUCACUUUUAUUAAAUUUUUACAAGUAUUUUCAUCACUAUUA
Molecule: messenger RNA, 3088 nt
Organism: Petromyzon marinus (sea lamprey)
Lineage: Eukaryota; Metazoa; Chordata; Hyperoartia; Petromyzontiformes; Petromyzontidae
Gene: LACTB2
Product: lactamase beta 2
Cellular component (GO): mitochondrial matrix
Molecular function (GO): single-stranded RNA binding; RNA endonuclease activity
Source: RefSeq, a predicted model, not a curated record